Lodderomyces beijingensis is the source of this 3129-nucleotide messenger RNA. The record is from the annotation of a GenBank genome assembly. NCBI's taxonomy places the organism in Eukaryota, Fungi, Ascomycota, Pichiomycetes, Serinales, Debaryomycetaceae.
AUGAGCAGCCGGGAGGGAAGCGAGCCAAAACUCAAAAACCCACUAGACGACUUGGUCCACAUUGCCAGCAACAUGUCGCGAGACCUUGGACAUCCAAACCUCGUUAAAGAAGAGAACCAGUCCCCCAUGACUCAUCCCCGUGCGCUUUCAUCCGGGGCCCAUUCACGGCCAUAUCUGCCAAACGAAUACAUAACAACGCAGGGAGGAGCCACUACAAACCAGUCUCCCAUGUCGUAUUCCAACUCGGCUACACCGCCAUUGGUGUCGAGCCCGUCAAACAAGCCGCAGAAGAGCAAACGCAUGGCAUGCGUCGAGUGUCGCCAGCAGAAAUCGCGAUGCGAUGCACACGAGCGGUACCCCGACUCGUGCACGAGAUGCUCGAAAAAGGGACUUGCGUGCGACUUGAAGUCCGACUAUAAGCGAACGUACAAGAGAGCCCGAAUUGCUCAAAUCGAGAAGGAGUUUUUGGAGUUGAAGAAAUCCUUGACGUCUGCACAAGCGGCUGAACUCUCAGCGAGAUACCCUUCUCUAGUGGAAAAUGUCGACGAAAACGAAGCACCACCACCAGAACAGAAAAAUUCACUGCCCCUGCACAAUACAGCACCAUACAAGCCUACCAGCAGCUUUCGCGUUUUGAAAGCAAAGGACGAGAAGAUGGCUGCGAAUGAUACGCACGAAAAAUAUUCGGAUUCAAGAGUCAACAAUGAACAUCGGGGAGGGGGCGACGGCGAGGCUUUCAAUUCAGGACCAUCGUCUAAAUAUAUGCUGAUACCCCGGGACUUGCACAUUCUAGACCAGGAACUGAUAUUGCAGACUUUUAAUGUAACCGAGCAAGUGUUAAUUUGCGACGAAAAGACUGUCGAUUCAAUCAGCAUCUCGCCACAAAAGAUCAAGCUGCUCUUUGUUGAGUACGUAACGCGAUACCACCCGAUUCUUCCAGUGGUUGACGUUUCAAAAGGACCAGCAAGAAUCUACAGACUCUGCCCUGCGUUAUUUUGGGUCAUCAUAUUUGUAUCGCUACGAAGAUCAAACGAAGACCCCUCGAGGUCUUUGUUGAUCCAGCUUUCCCCCAUAGUCAAGGGCAUUCUAGCGGAGAUUAUGAUUUCACCAAUUACCCGUUACAAUCCUUCGGAAGAGGAAGAACCGAUUCUCAAUGUCAGUUCCGUCUACUCGGUACAGGCAUUCUUAUUAUAUUCGUUUUGGCCUCCCAUCACGUCCUCAUUGAGCGCCGAUUCCUCCUACGCUACUGUCAACACUGGGUUUUUCCAGGCCAUGAGGAUAGGUUUGCACGCUCCGUCGUCGUUUAUCGAGGACUCGGAAUCCGGUAUAGAGGCCAAGACAGCCUCAAAGACGCUGACGCUGCUACAGGCCCCGAUGAUCCAAGAGCAAAUCAAAACAUGGAUCGUUUCAAACGUAGCGUCUCAAUAUAUUGCAACGGCAUUUGGGUUCCCCGCGUGCGUUCAGUUUGAUUCAUCGAUAUGGUACUAUAGCCGGCCCGACAGCGAAAUAAGCAUCCAAGAAAAUGUCAAGGUCAUGCUCGAAAUUGCCCAGUUUGAAGACCAGAUGGCCAAAUCGUUGAACUCAAAUCCAGUUGACCCGUGCGGCUUGGCAGAUGCCAGCGAGAGAGUCUCGCUAUUGAAGUUGCUCACGAAGCGGUUGGAUGAAGUAGAGGACAGGGUGCGCAACUCAUCCAUCAGGCAUUCGCUCCUGUUUCGUAUAUUUGAGGUGUUGUCGACCAGAAUCCACCUCUUUAGCUACUACUUUAUGGACUCGACCAAACUUCCACCGUUUGAAUUGAAGAAAGGGUUGAUAAAGUUGUACAAUGCCGCAAACGCUCUCGUGGAGUUCACCAAACAGUGUCAGGCGCGGGACAAAAAGUAUGUCAAGUAUCUUCCCGGUGUUUAUCUUUUAAACUUGUGGCAAGCUGCGUGCAUUAUUGGUAAGCUCGUCCACUCCGACUUGAAGGAUUUCAUCGACGUCUCCGCUGGAAGAAGGAAUUUUGAAGCGGUGGUUUCGCUAACGGCGAAAGGCUCGAUUUUAAAGCAUGACAUGGCUUUUAGAUCAAGCGGCAUCACUCGGUCGAUGUGGCCGUUGUUCAAGUCCUUGGACGAGGAAAAGAUGAACUCGCUUGGAGUCAGUGUUCGCAAUAGGAUGUCGGCUUCUGUGUUUUUCGACUGCUUGAACUUGGUGAGAAAACAAGUUGGGAUGACAAAGUUGAAUAGAAAGACAGACGUGGCCGGGGCCGAGACCGACGCCUUGGCCGCGGUUGACACCAGUGCACAGGCUGGACACGACCACGACCAUGAGCAUGAACAUGGACACGAAAAUGAGCACGAUCACAAUCAGCAUGAAAAUGGGCACGAACAUGAACAUUCGCAGUCAGAGGCCGAAGAGGAUUCCGUCGCAGUGGCAACGGGGACCGGUGCAGACGUUGAUGUCGCUGGCUCGGCUCAACUGAAGAAGUCAAAUCGAUCAUUUUCAAACAGCGACAACGCGGAGCUACGGGCGAGACAAAUCAUCAGAACCAUCCCCUUGGACCCAGAGCCCAUCUCGGCAGAAAGUUCCAAGCGCAGCAGCAUAUUCAAAAUUGUAAACUCGUCCGCCGACUCGUCCCCUUUGGCCAAAUCCGACGCCGGCUCACCUGGUGUUGGUGUUGUAAGCAACUUCAAGAAGCCCCACCGAAGCAUCGAGGCAGGCUCGAUAGUCGAACAGCAUGCCUCGAGGCCGAGACAGUUGGUUAACUCGGAUAGCGUCGCAGGGGCACAUAAUAUGGGCCACUUGGCCUACACCGUGCCCCAGCAAGUGCCCAAUGACACCAUUUUACCAGUAGCGGGCGUACCCCAUGUACAACAUUCACCACACGUACCACACGUAUCACAAGCAACGCAACUACAACACGUACCACACGCACCACCACAUGUACCACGCGCACCACAUGCACCACAAUAUCUUCCCCAGAAUACUACGUCUCAACAUCACCAACAACAACAACCUUAUUCAAACCAAUCCUUCAAUGACUCUCCCGCACAGCUGGGAUACGAGAGCUUAGAUCUAGAUGGAUUUGACAGCGAGCUAUUAUGGCGCGAUGUGGACAGCGUGAUGCACGAAUUUGGGUUCCAUCUUGGUUGA